CAACGGGUUUGCCGCCAGAAUACAGGUGUUGGUGAAAACCAUCGCAAAACCUAAACCAAAAUGGGAAAGGAAAAGACCCAUAUCAACAUUGUCGUUAUUGGACACGUCGACUCCAGCAAGUCAACCACUACUGGUCACCUGAUCUACAAAUGUGGUGGAAUCGACAAAAGAACCAUCGAAAAAUUUGAGAAGGAAGCUGCUGAGAUGGGGAAGAACUCCUUCAAGUAUGCCUGGGUCUUGGAUAAACUGAAAGCUGAACGUGAGCGAGGCAUCACCAUUGAUAUCUCCCUGUGGAAAUUUGAAACCAGCAAGUACUAUGUGACCAUCAUUGAUGCCCCAGGACACAGAGACUUUAUCAAAAACAUGAUUACAGGAACCUCACAGGCUGACUGUGCUGUCCUGAUUGUUGCUGCUGGUGUUGGAGAAUUUGAAGCUGGUAUCUCUAAGAAUGGGCAGACCCGUGAGCAUGCCCUUCUGGCUUACACAUUGGGUGUGAAACAGCUAAUUGUUGGUGUUAAUAAAAUGGAUUCCACUGAGCCACCCUACAGCCAGAAGAGAUAUGAGGAAAUCGUUAAGGAAGUCAGCACCUACCUUAAGAAAAUUGGCUACAACCCUGACACAGUAGCAUUUGUGCCAAUUUCUGGUUGGAAUGGUGACAAUAUGCUGGAGCCAAGUGCUAACAUGCCUUGGUUCAAAGGAUGGAAAGUCACCCGUAAGGAUGGCAAUGCCAGUGGAACCACAUUGCUUGAAGCUCUGGAUUGCAUCCUGCCACCAACUCGUCCAACUGACAAGUCCCUGCGUCUGCCUCUCCAGGAUGUCUACAAAAUUGGUGGUAUUGGCACUGUCCCUGUGGGCAGAGUGGAGACUGGUGUUCUCAAACCAGGCAUGGUGGUCACCUUUGCUCCUGUCAAUGUUACCACUGAAGUAAAAUCUGUUGAAAUGCACCAUGAGGCUUUGAGUGAAGCUCUGCCUGGGGACAAUGUAGGCUUCAAUGUAAAGAACGUCUCUGUCAAAGAUGUUCGCCGUGGCAAUGUGGCUGGUGACAGCAAAAAUGAUCCACCAAUGGAAGCAGCUGGCUUCACUGCACAGGUGAUCAUCCUGAACCAUCCAGGCCAAAUCAGUGCUGGAUAUGCACCUGUGCUGGAUUGUCACACAGCUCACAUUGCUUGCAAGUUUGCUGAGUUCAAGGAGAAGAUUGAGAGCCGGUCUGGUAAGAAGCUAGAAGAUGGCCCUAAAUUCUUGAAGUCUGGUGAUGCUGCCAUUGUUGACAUGGUUCCCGGCAAGCCUAUGUGUGUUGAAAGCUUCUCGGACUAUCCUCCUUUGGGUCGUUUUGCUGUUUGCGACAUGAGACAGACUGCUGCUGUGGGUAUCAUCAAGGCAGUGGACAAAAAGGCUGCUGGAGCUGGCAAAGUCACCAAGUCUGCUCAGAAAGCUCAGAAGGCUAAAUGAAUAUUACCUUUAAUACCUGCCACUCCAGUCUUAAUCAGUGGUGGAAGAACGGUCUCAGAACUGUUUGUCUCAAUUGGCCAUUUAAGUUUAAUAGUAAAAGACUGGUUAAUGAUAACAAUGCAUCGUAAAACCUUCAGAAGGAAAGGAAUGUUAUGUGGACCAUUUGUGGUUUUUUUGUGUGGCAGUUUUAAGUUAUUAGUUUUUAAAAUCAGUACUUUUUAAAUGGAAACAACUUGACCAAAAAUUUGUCACAGAAUUUUGAGACCCAUUAAAACAUAGUUUAAUGA
Chrysochloris asiatica (Cape golden mole) is the source of this 1736-nucleotide messenger RNA. Its product is annotated as elongation factor 1-alpha 1-like. The transcript has a single exon. Gene Ontology annotation, molecular function: translation elongation factor activity; GTP binding; GTPase activity. Lineage: Eukaryota; Metazoa; Chordata; Mammalia; Afrosoricida; Chrysochloridae. Gene Ontology annotation, biological process: translation; translational elongation. The record is from RefSeq and is a predicted model, not a curated record. The coding region runs from base 61 to 1449 and encodes 462 amino acids.